AAGUGAAAAAAAAUCACCAAAAAUGUCGUUCACAACAUUUAGUGAAGCACCAUGAAGGCCAUCUUUGUUCUCGCUGUCGUUGUUGCUGCAGUCACGGCUGAGAGAUGUAGUGACACAGGUGACUGUACAGCCACUACAUGCGGGGGCGGAUCAUCCCUCCAUUGUAUUGGACAUCUGUGCACGUGUACCAUAGCAGCAAGUGGCGAUGGAGCUUGCACCAUGGCCAGUGACUGUCAUGGACGAUGUGACGGUGCUCGUCAGCACCACUGUAUCGAUGGUCGGUGCAGAUGUACUCAUUUUUAAAGAAAUAAAUCUACCUUU
Messenger RNA from Saccostrea cuccullata (small rock oyster), 321 nucleotides. Its product is annotated as serine protease inhibitor Cvsi-2-like. The transcript has 3 exons. The record is from RefSeq and is a predicted model, not a curated record. Lineage: Eukaryota; Metazoa; Mollusca; Bivalvia; Ostreida; Ostreidae. The coding region runs from base 52 to 303 and encodes 83 amino acids.